AUUUCUUUGUCUUUGUUUGGGAUGUCCUGGCACCCCCUGUACCGCAGCUCCAAGUUCCGGCACGUCUACGGCAAGGCCGCCAGCAAGGACAAAUGCUACGACUGCGUGCCCAUCACCCUCAGCGUCCACGACAACCACUUCUGCGCUGUCAACCCCCACUUCAUCGCGGUGGUGACCGAGUGCGCUGGAGGUGGGGCCUUCCUCGUGAUCCCCGUUCAUCAGACGGGCAAGCUCGACCCACAUUAUCCCAGAAUAUGUGGGCACAAAGGGAAUGUUCUGGACAUCAAGUGGAACCCGUUCAAUGACUUCGUAAUAGCUUCAUGUUCAGAAGAUGCCACUAUUAAAAUCUGGGACAUCCCCAAGCACUUGCUAACAAAAAACAUCACCAGUCCGAAGAAGGAACUUCUUGGGCACGUGCGAAGAGUAGGCCUCAUUGAGUGGCAUCCCACUGCCAGUAAUAUCCUCUUCAGCUCCGGCUAUGACUACAAGAUAAUGAUCUGGAACCUCGACACCAAGGAGGCUGUCCUCUCGAACCCGGUGAAGAUCCUCGACGCUCACAAAGAUGUGAUCCUCUCCAUGUCGUUCAACACAGACGGCAGUCUCCUUGCCACGGCCUGCCGGGACAGAAAUAUACGUCUGAUAGACCCUCGUGCAGGAGUAAUCCUACAAGAAGCCAGCUACAAGUCUCACAGAGUCAAUAAAGUCUUGUUUCUUGGAAACAUGAAAAAGCUGCUCUCUACUGGAACAUCUCGGUGGAAUAAUAGGCAGAUUGCAUUAUGGGAUCAAAAUGACCUUUCUGUGCCUUUAAUGGAGGAGGAUCUGGAUGGCUCCUCGGGGAUCCUGUUUCCUUUCUACGACUCAGACACACACAUGCUUUACGUUGUGGGAAAGGGUGAUGGAAAUAUACGGUACUAUGAGAUAAGCCCUGAGAAACCAUACCUGAACUACCUGAUGGAAUAUCGUUCUCCUUUACCACAGAAGGGAAUUGGAAUAAUGCCAAAGAGAGGCCUUGAAGUUUCUGCCUGUGAGAUUUUCCGUUUCUACAAGCUGAUCCCAACUAAAAGUCUGGUUCAGCCCAUCUCCAUGAUUGUGCCUCGACGGUCGGAGUCAUACCAGGAAGACAUCUACCCCUUGACUACUGGAGCGCAGCCAGCGCUGACAGCACAAGAGUGGCUGAACGGAGUUAACAAAGGGCCUCUGCUGGUAUCCUUGAGACCAGGCUCUGGAGCUGUGAAUUCCUUACCGCAGUUUCUUGAGCCAGAGCCACUCCAGAAAACUACAGCCCUAAGCCAAAACUGCGAUUGGGCAGGAAGGAUGCCACUGGAGGAGAAGCAGAAGCGGAGCGAGAUUCGAGACAGCAGGAACCAGCUAAAAGAGGAAGAGAUAUUGCUGAAAAAAGAGCAAAUGCGCUUGUCCAAUGGCUUUGACAUAUUUGAGUGUCCACCACCAAAAACCGAAAAUGAGCUCUUGCAGAUGUUUUACCGACAACAGGAAGAAAUCCGGAGACUACGUGAGCUGGUAAACCAGAGAGAUGUCCAAAUUAAACAGCUGGAGCUGGAGCUCAGAAACGUCUGCAAGGACGCACGCAGGUACUGAGGGCAGUGGCCUGCAGCCCUUGUACCGCUGGCAACUGCAGCUGACUCCAGUUCCUGCGGAGACUCUUUUUAGUUUUUUUGCUGCGGCAAGACUUAUGUUUCAGGCAGCAGUGCUUUCCUGGCUCACGGUGGUCACAUUUCCCCAAUCAUCAGCAGGCAGUUACUGACAGACUUGCUGCACUUCUUCAGGCUCCCUUUUGCUUGCCUGUCCACUCAUGUCGGAAGCUCAAGUGUUAAUGGUAGUGGAGACUUUGCAAAAUCUUGCUUUUCUGGUCCUGAGGAAGCCACCAGAUAAGCUCGAGGACCACAACCUGUUUUACUGCCCAUCUGUGAGGAUGGAGGAGUGGACGCAGCUUUUUUCCCCCAUCCCUAGACCCAGGAACACAGCUCCCGUGGCCACUGUCUGCCUGCCCUGCAAGACGACCCUGCAGCUGAGCUUCGGCAGCAGCUCUGGCUCCAAAGCGGUCCUCACGCACCCUUCUUGCCUCAUCACCCGACCUUGCACGUGUUUGGGCAAAGCCCUGACUGCCCCAGCCUAGUGCUGGGGGUCAUUCUCCCCAGCACUUUUGGUGAUAAAAGGAGAGUCGGUCUUUUUGGAGGCCCUGCUUUACUGGGCUGGUUCCCACUGGAGAAGCUGCAGGCGCAGCAGCGGUCUCCGGGUCCUCCAAGUCAGUGGCCUUGUUUCCCGACAGAGCUCUUCUCCUUCUGCCAAAGCCCAGCUGUGGUCACCCCUGGCGGUGGCCCUGCGGCGCUCGUCAGGCACAUGGGGAUAACAGCAAAAGCUGCACAGUCUUGGCCCAGGGAGCUGUAGGAGGGUUGCUGGGAAGGGUUAAAAGCAGCAGGAGGGAUGUUGGAUCCCCUGCCCGCUGCAGCCCUCAGCAACGGUGCUACCCACCGCGGGACCAGGGGACAGCCCCGAACAACCCUCCCUGGGUGUUGGGUUAUGGCACGUCCUUGUGCCCACGGCUGCUCCUUCCUUCAGGCCCAGAUAUCGGCGUCUCUUCCCGCUGCCCUGUGGCCAUGCUUGUCAGUGCCCGGCUUUCCAGCAUGCUGCCUUGCCCGGGGGUAGGGACAUGACACGAGGGGAGAGUGCUUGCAGCCCUAAAUGCCGAGGUCACAGAGAUGUCCUAACCCAGCAGAACAAGCAACCACUGUUUAACCUCUAUCUAUACAAAUCUGUUGCGAUGCAUGUAGGUUUCUCUGAAGCCUGAUGUUUUCCAAGAGGCUUAAAAUAAUCUGUGUAGACUGAAGCCCCUCCAAAGAGGGCUUCUUAGCAAGGGGACUAAGAGCUGUGCACUGCCUGUGCUCGUGCCAGAUUCCUAUCUGGUUACUGCUGAAAGCGGUAGCCAGCAGUGAGCUCAUGAGCGCUAAACGCUCGUAUAUGAGAAUCACAGAAAGACUUCAGCAUGCCUUUUGCUCUACUGCAGAGACUUCACCCAGCUUUCAAAAAUGUCUGUAUCGUGCAUUUCUACGUAGCAACAGCAUAUUUGGGUGCUAAAAGGUCACAUUUUUGUUUCCUUCUAAACGAGUUCUCUGUGACACUACAGAGAGGGGAUAGUCAUUCAGGAAAAGCCAUUUAGCACCAGUCACUUAUUUAACGCUUCGCUUUUUUUGUAAAAAAUAAGGGGAUAGUAAUAUAUUAAUAGCAAAGUUGUUGUUGAAACAAACUUCAGCUCAUUUCAAAAUGGACUUUCCUGAACCGUGGGAUCACUCUGCCAUACAGAGUUACCUGCAAAAGCAGCUCUCCCCAGAUACAAAGCUUUAAAGCAGUGCAUGAAUCUUACAAGGCCAGUAGUGGUCAGGCUUUCUCACCGAUAGGAAUAGAUGAGUAAGAAAGAAAUUGAGAAGCCUGUGAUUUUUUUAGCUAUGUCAAACAGGCCGUCAGCUUCAAACUUCAAAGCCAUUAUCACAGAGUGUAGCCACAGUGAUGUGACAGAAACACUCUUUGGUUUUCAAGGGAUCCUUAUCAGAUCAUUUGACACAACCUCAGCAGUCCAUGCGAUAUGGCAGUUUCCCUGACACCAUAUGUGUUUUCUGCACUGCCUUGUUUUUGCUUAUUUUUCAUACAGAAUAAAUUAUUUAAAUUAUUUCCAAGAUAAAGCAGUUUUUUUCCCAAGGGAUUUUUAUGUUCUCUUGCAAAUUGUUUCUUUGUUCGUGCUCUGGAUAGCGUAGAAACUGCUCAGCCACCGUGGCUCUCAGCUUAGAGUUUUGUUGAUUUACAGAAUAGAAGUUGCUUUCAUUUAGGCUUUGCUGGCAACCUUUAAAGGGGCAAAGACUACUUAAUCAGAACUUCAGUAGAACCUUUUCUUUUAGAUGGCAUGCCUGUAUAAGAGUAGACUUUGAAACGUGUUUCAAUUUGGAGCUGAAAUGUAACCAUAAAUCUUUUAGAGAGAGGAAAAAAAGUGGAGAAAAUGGAUUUGUGUGUUAAUGAACAGUGCCUAAAUAGACUUAAUUGAUCACUUCAGCAAUUUCUUAAAGUCCUUGUAAAAAAAAAAGUCUUUGUAAAAAAAAAAAAAAA
Struthio camelus australis is the source of this 4113-nucleotide messenger RNA. It is a transcript of the gene CORO2A, whose product is annotated as coronin 2A. NCBI's taxonomy places the organism in Eukaryota, Metazoa, Chordata, Aves, Struthioniformes, Struthionidae. Gene Ontology annotation, molecular function: actin filament binding. The record is from RefSeq and is a predicted model, not a curated record.